AUGAGGUUGAACAAGAACCUUGUCAAUCUCCUAAAAGAACUCGAGGACCGCGUAGAUGAGGCGGAUAAGAAGAUCAUCAGUCAGACGUUACAUGAUGUGGAGGAUGAUCUCGUUUCCAUGGAUUCUCUGCAAUCCGUCAGGACUCUGGGGAAGAGGCCACGCGAGCAACCUGCACCGAGACAAGAGACACGGGACGGCGAUGACGGCAAUCACGGAGAGGCUUUUGUAACUGCAUCGGUCGGCUCCAAUGAGGACCUCGACUUCCUUGACGAAGAUUUGAUGCGCAACCGCGAGUCGAGAGAGACCGGCUACAUGGGCCAGAACUCAGAGGUCCAAUGGUUACGAAGCGUUCAGCGUCAAGUAGAGCGUGCCAAUUCAGAAGAUCCUCAAGGGCAGCGAUACGGCCCUCCGGGCGCGAGUUUGGCAGCUAUUGACGAACGAUCCGAAGCUUUGCAUGAACGAAGGCAGAACGCUAGACCAGGCUCAAUGCAACACAUCACGGAUGCGAGUUUCUACCUGGACGGCGAUGACAUUGAGGUCGACAUCGCUGUAGACCCCGACGAGAUACCUGGUCCUGAUAUUGCCGAAAAGCUGUUUGAUUGCUACAUGGGAACCGUACAUGGCACAUUCCCCCUCAUGCCUAAUAACUUCGAAGAUCAGUUUCGGCGCUACAUCCAAUCUCUCAGGUACGGACGUCCGUAUACAAUUCCCCCACCCUGGCGUGCGACCAUGAAUCUGCUUUUCGCUAUUGGCGCCAAAUACUCUCAUCUCACUGGUGCCGAUUGGAGAGGAGAUGAGAGAGACCAUCUUGUAUACAUGACACGAGCUGUCCAACUCCUGGGACUGAGAGAUACCAUAUCGUUCCUGGCAGCCCCCAGUCUGGGCAGGGUUCAAGCAACGGGAACAUUAGCGUUUUACUUCCUUGUGAUUGGGCACGUGAGUAGAGCAUGGAUCAUGAGCGGGCUCUCAGUCAGACUUGCCUUGGCACUCGGUCUACACUUGCGUAACGAGGAUGAUUCGAUGAACGACUCCAAGAGAGAGCCGUUGGUGAAGACGUGGUGGUGCUUGCACUCGAUAGAGUGUCUCGUUUCAUCCAUCACUGGUCGGCCGCCGGUCAUUGGAAAUGAGGAUUGCACUGUAACAUUGCCACAGUACAAACCCGGAUCUCCAGUUCGAGACACAACUGCGGCGCGACAAUCGUCUCGGAUUCGCACAAGCUACAGUACACCUCAGACUCUUGCAAGUAGUGCCGCCUCUGACUCUGGCCAACGGCAUACGGAUGGAAGCCACUAUCUGCAUACGUAUGUCACCUUGACUAUCAUUUCACAGAAGGUCCUUCUCAGCCUCUAUUCGCCUCGGACUGCAGUCCAAUCCUGGGAGUACGUACAGACAAAGAUCGCGGAGCUGCUCAGAGAACUAGAGGACUGGGUCAAGACAGCCUUACCGCCUGAGGAUAUACGCCCGAGCAACUGGAAUCAACGACCUGAACUCAAUCGUGAACGCUUCCUGCUCAGAAUCUACUACUGGAGUACAAAAGUCCUCAUAACCCGACCUUGCCUCUGCCGGAUCGAGCGAAGGAUAUCAACGGAGAGUGUCAAGUCGAUGAACUUCAACAACGAGUCUGCCGAGACAUGCGUCAAUGCAGCUCGAAACAUGACAAUGCUGUUUCCUGAGCAGCCAGAUACACAUUUCAUUUACUCACAAGGACCGUGGUGGGAUGUAGUUCAUCUCAUUAUGCAAUCGCUGGCCGUGCUGCUACUGGAAAUGGCUUACGAAGGGAAGCAUCUAAAAGAUGAAAGAGAGGACAUCAUGGCCUGUAUCAAGAAGAUGAUACGCUGGCUUCGAGCCAUGAAAGCCAAUGAUCCUGUCGCGGCUCGGGCUCACGAUGUCGUUUACAAGAUCCUGAACACAUGUGCGCCCGCUCUUCGGGAGCAAGUCAAGGAGCUGAUUGCCGAUGAUACCGUGUGGACUUCCCAGCCUGCGCAGCCUACGCGCUCUGGUGGCUCUUCUACGUUCACGUCGCAGUCAAGUACGUGGAAUGCAUCAGGUGCUACUGGCUAUUCCCAAGAAAUGCCACCGAACUUUCCUCCCCCGCUAUCCCAAGAUCACUUCAUGGAUCCGUUACUUCAAUACCCUUUACCGGGACAACAACCAACGUCUUUCGCUUUUGGAAACCCCUUCAUGACAAAUUUUGAUCAAGGCGUACCUCUUGUCGACAUGCAGCAACUGUGGUGGCAGUCAGCGCCCUUAAGCAAUCUGACCUUCAAUCCUUCUGAGAUGAAUCUGUCACAACAACAACUCAUGCAACAGCAGAUGCAGCAACAAAUGCAUCGACAGAUGCGGCAGGGUGAUUUCUCCGAGCAGCAAGACAAACAGGGCUCUCCCGAGCAGCCGCCUGGUUAG
Molecule: messenger RNA, 2403 nt
Organism: Alternaria rosae
Lineage: Eukaryota; Fungi; Ascomycota; Dothideomycetes; Pleosporales; Pleosporaceae
Product: fungal-specific transcription factor domain-containing protein
Exons: 5
Coding region: 1-2403 (800 amino acids)
Biological process (GO): DNA-templated transcription
Molecular function (GO): zinc ion binding; DNA binding
Source: RefSeq, a predicted model, not a curated record